This is a messenger RNA of Protopolystoma xenopodis, 336 nucleotides long. NCBI's taxonomy places the organism in Eukaryota, Metazoa, Platyhelminthes, Monogenea, Polystomatidea, Polystomatidae. The record is from the annotation of a GenBank genome assembly.
AUGGGCAAUGCAUGCUGGGAGCUUUACUGCCUCGAGCAUGGUAUCCAUCCCGAUGGGUGUGUACCUGCUGAUAAAAUAAAUAGCAGCGACGACUCUUUCAACACAUUCUUUGGUGAGACCGGCGCGGGCAAGCACGUACCUCACGCCGUAUUCGUGCAUCUUGAGCAUUCCGUCGUAGACGAGGUCAGGACGGGUACUUAUCGACAAUUGUUUCACCCUGAGCAACUAAUUGCGGGUAUGGAGGAUGCCGCCAACAACUACGCGCGCGGUUACUAUACGAUAGGUAAGGAAAUUAUUGAUCUUGUUCUUGAUCGUGUCAGGAAAUUGGCUGACUAA